This is a messenger RNA of Histoplasma mississippiense, 216 nucleotides long. RefSeq lists its product with no specific name. The record is from RefSeq and is a predicted model, not a curated record. Gene Ontology annotation, cellular component: oligosaccharyltransferase complex. The transcript has a single exon. Bases 1 to 216 code for a protein of 71 amino acids. NCBI's taxonomy places the organism in Eukaryota, Fungi, Ascomycota, Eurotiomycetes, Onygenales, Ajellomycetaceae.
AUGAUCUCAGACGAACAACUCUAUCAACUCGCCAUGUUCCUUGGCUCCUGCGCCAUGCUCCUCAUCGUCCUCUACCAUUACCUCGAAGUCAACGCCAAAGACUCUUCUGCAACCUCCUCCACAUCCUCCCAGACCUCUGUAAAAUCCCACGCGUCGACAAGUUCGUCGAAGAAUUCCAUUUCCACUACAACAAUUAACCGAGAUGCGGCUGGUUGA